AUGGGCUCCAUCGCUCUGGAGAUAUUCGGGAUGUCCAUCAGCAUCAUCGGCUGGGUCGGGGUGAUCCUGACCUGUGCCCUCCCCAUGUGGCAGGUGUCCGCCUUCAUAGAGCAGAACAUCGUGGUGGCUCAGUUCAUCUGGGAAGGGUUGUGGAUGUCAUGUGCGGUGCAGAGUACGGGUCAGAUGCAAUGCAAAGUCUAUGACUCCAUCCUAGCCCUGCCCAAGGAGCUCCAGGCUGGACGGGCACUCACAGUCAUGGCAUCUAUCGUGGGCUUGAUCGGACUUAUGGUGACCGUGGUGGGAGCUCAGUGCACGGUCUGCUACCAGGGCAGCAAGGUGAAGAGCCGAAUAUUGUUCGCUGGAGGAAUCCUCUACAUCGUGGCCGGCCUCCUGGUCCUCAUCCCCCUGUGCUGGACCGCCAACAUCGUCAUCCGGGAGUUCUACGACCCCCACAUCCCAUCCUCCAAGAAGAGGGAGAUGGGGGCUGCCCUGUAUGUGGGCUGGGCGGCUACCGCCCUCCUGCUCUUCGGGGGCGUGCUCCUCUGCCUCUCCUGCCCAAUGAAAGGCCAGUUCACCCCACCUGUCAGAUACUCUGCCUCUAGGAGACCCACCUCAAACGGGGAGUAUGACAAAAAGAACUAUGUAUAA
Staurois parvus is the source of this 648-nucleotide messenger RNA. The record is from the annotation of a GenBank genome assembly. Lineage: Eukaryota; Metazoa; Chordata; Amphibia; Anura; Ranidae.